UUUUAUAUAUAUAUAUUUUUUAAGUUAAACUGGGAUAUGUGGAGCUGUAAGGUGUGCACUGUCUCUCUCCCCAAUAGAUAUGAGCUACUAAAACACUGUAGGCUUCAGCACAGAAAUGUGCAACGUUAUUCCUGCCCACACACAAGUUGCCCAUGUAAUUUUAAAACGUGGAAUUCUUUGCACAUUCAUUUAAGUAGAGUCCAUCCUAAGCAAAGUACCCAAGACCAGCAGCAACUCUUAACUUACAGUUGCAAUUUGUGUCCUUGUAGUGAUCUUCCUACAGAGAGGGAAUAUUUUUUACAUAUAGGUACUCAUUUGAAGAGUAAUGAAACCGUUACUUGUAUGUUUGAGGGUUGCCAUUUUAAAACAAAUGUAUAUGGAACAUUUCACUCUCACAAGAACAGGAAGCACAACCCACACACAGUCAAAGAUUUCAAGCUAGGUGUAGUUACCACCUCUGCAUCUUCACUAGGAUCAUCAGAAGAUUGUGAACCAUCAGUCAGACAAGAAGUUGAAUCAGGCAGUGCCUUUUCAAGUAGGGAAGAAGAUGUAAGGAGGACCUUUCCUGAAGUGAUUGAGAGAAACUUUGCUGCCGUGUUGCUCAAGCUGGAGCAUUUUGCACAUGUGCCAGGUGCAAAAAUUGAUGAGUUCUUAGAGGAACUUCACUACUUGUUAAGCUCAACAGCCUUGCCCAUUUCCCUUGAAAUUUUUGAAGGGGUACUUCAGAAACAUAUCCCUUUGAUUGAUAGGUCAGUGUUAACAGAAGUAACUGCUGUUCUUUGCGCAUCUAACCCAUUGUUGAAAGCCAUAAAGAAAGAUGGCUCGCUAAGCUCAACAUACCUUCGUAACCAGUAUUAUAAAGAGAGCUUUUGCACAGUGGAACCUGUUGAAUACAUUCUUGAUGUCAAGGAACACAGAAGCUUUCAAUAUGUGCCAAUACUGAAGACUUUACACCAGCUUUUUGCUAAGAAAGACCUUGUGGAAAGGGUAGUUGAAAACCAUAAAGCACAACAAAGUAAAAUAUCAGCUGAACAUUGUAUUUACAGAUCUUAUCAGGAUGGGUCACACUUCCAACAGAAUAGGUUUUUGUCAGGGGAUGAGAUGAGGAUUUUGUUGCGGUUGUACAUAGACGAUUUUGAGAUUUGCAAUCCUCUAGGUACUUCGCGCAGAAAACAUAAGCUUUGUGGAAUCUACUGGACUUUAAGUAACUUGCCUUUGGGCUCACAUUCGUCACUGUCAUCAAUUUACCUGGCAGUGUUGUGCAAAGCUGUUGAUGUUAGUAAGUUUGGUUAUGACCAUGUCUUGCGUCCCCUUCUUCAUGAUGUCAAAAUUUUGGAAGAAGAGGGAAUUUUCAUUCCAUUACUAGGAAAGUCUCUAAAAGGUACAAUACAGGUUGUUGCAGCAGACAACUUGGGUGCUCACAGUAUAGCUGGUUUUAAUGAAACCUUUUCCAGUGGCUAUAUCUGCCGUGUUUGUACUGCAACAAGAACAGAGAUCCAAACGAAAGAGGUAAAAUCUGGUUUGUUUACUGUCAGGACCACAGAACUUCAUGACAGUCAUGUGAAAUUGGCAAAGAAAAAUGGUAGCAGUUAUUUUGGUGUGAAAAGACAGUGCUUUAUCACUGAAAUGUUAGCCCACUUCAGUGUACACACAGGCUAUCCCCCAGAUAUUAUGCAUGAUAUUUUUGAGGGCAUUGUGCCUGUGGAGCUUGCACGGUGCCUGGCAAUUCUGAUAUCAAAGAGAUAUUUCAAUCUUGAAACCCUCAACAACUCUAUCCUGCAUUUUCCAUACAAGUGGACAGACAAGACCAACAGGCCCCAUGUGAUACCAUCUACAUUUUCAACCAGAGGAACAAUUGGGGGAAAUGCUACUGAAAAUUGGGCUCUCUUAAGAUUACUCCCAUUCAUAAUUGGGCAUCUGGUGCCAGAAGGGGAGAUUGCAUGGGAAAUACUGUUAGACUUAAAAGAUAUUGCUGAGCUUGUGGUUGCUUCAGAACACACAGAUGAGUCCAUUGCUUAUCUUGAAAGCAAAAUUACUGAACACAGACAAAAGUAUCAGGAACUCUUCCCAGAUGUUCAACUUCUCCCAAAACAUCAUUAUUUAGAGCACUAUCCUGAGCUAAUAAGGAAGUUUGGUCCCCUUGUGGCCCUCUGGACAAUGCGCUUUGAGGCCAAACACAGUUUUUUUAAGAAUGUUGCACGUCACACCAAUUGCUUCAAAAACAUACCCCUCUCACUUGCUGCUAAGCACCAACUUGUGAUUUCAUAUCACUUAAGUUCAUGCACUUAUGAAAAACCUUCCCUUGAAGUCACCAACAUCUCAACAGUUCCUGUGGAUGUUUUGAAACAUGAAAUAGCUCAGUCUAUUGAACAGACUUGCCCUGGUACAACUGAGGUCCACUUUUCCAAACAUGUGUCAAGUAAAGGUCUUACCUUCAGAAAAGGGAUGAUAGUUGCUCAUGGAUCUAUAAGCGGGCUGCCUGACUUUUCAGAGAUUCUUCAGAUUUGUAUUGUUCAGGACAGAUUGUUUUUUAUUGUUAAAAGACUUUCUGGGUGGUACAGGGAACAUUUCAGAGCCUUUGAAUUGAGUGCAAGUCCAGCAAGGGAAAAUGUUUUUGUUGAACUUGGUGACUUGACCGAUGACUACCCUUUGGCAGACUAUUUUGUUGGACCUCUAAGACUGGUGACAUUAAAAAGAUAUAUUCACAUCAGGUAUGUUUUUUUUUUCAUUCACUCCACUUGCAUGAUAGAUAUUUUUAAUGUGCCCCCCUCCCACCCGCCCGCCUCUAAUAUCUAAUAUGCAUGUGUAUAUAUGAGCAUUAAUGGGUGGAUGGAUGGAUGGCAUAAGAGAUGCUGUUAGACUUAAAGCAGAGAAGGAGAAUGUUUAGGGAAUGUAUUCAGUUCACAUGAGCUGUUGUGAUGUGAUGUGUGUUUAUUUACUUUUCCAGUAGGUCUGUUACGAUUUUUGUCUCUUUCUUCAUUCAGGCCGUUGUGAAAUGGCUACUCCAGUGAUGCUACGAAUCAUUUUUGGAGAAAAUGAUUCUCAGAGAUUGGUCCUUUCCAAUGGGAUGCCAGAAUCUGUCAGUGAACUUGUGCAAGAAAUUCAGAGACAAUGUGCAGUAAAUGGGGACUUCAGGCUUCAAUUCAUGGAUCCUGAGUUUGGAAAUGAAUUUACCAAUUUGGUAUCAACAUCAGACAUCCAGCACAAAAGUUCUAUCAAAGUCAUCUUUAAUUCUGUUGCGACUGCCACGCCUAAUGAUACAGUUUGUCCAUUCUUAUCGACUGCCACCACCUCCUCACAAGAUGAAUCCUCAUCCCUUUCAUCACCUGGGAGCUCAUGUGAUACAGACAUAUUGUCUUCUCCUGGGUCCACAUCCUCAAGGUCCACUGCUUGGCCUGUUGUAUUUUCCAUCCCACGGUUUUCUUAUGAUGCUCAGCUCCAACUGGACAGGGCGAAUAUAGCUGUUAAAGAAACUGGUGCGUUACUAAAUCCUAGUAGUGCACUCAAAUCUGCUAUUCUUGAUGGGUUAACUGAAGCAAUUGUCCAACACAAAGUGUACCUCUCAGACAGGGAGUUUGACGAGGUAGCCGAAGCUCUUGUAACUACACACCCAUGUCUGAAGGAACCAGGUUCUACCACUGGCUAUGGUGGAUGGAAGACGAGCCUGAAAUAUAAACUUGCCAACUAUCGAACCAAACUCAGACGAAUUGGGUGUCCUGAAGUUACCAUGAAUUCUUUAAAGCAUAAACCUGAUGGGAAGUGCAGCCCUGCAUAUGGAGUAAAAAGGCCUAAAAAAGCUGAAGUGAAUUACUGUCCAACUUAUCCAGUUGGGGAAACGGCAGAAACAGUAGAACAGAUGCGAGUGGCGCUCCUGUCAGAAGUCAAGAUAAGAAACAAUGAGCAAAAGGUAGCACAAAUGAUGGAGAUGACCUUUGCACUUAGAAGGCAAGAGGUAGUUCAAGAAGCACCCAUGAUUGCGGAGUUCAAAACUAGGUGGCCAGCUGUCUUUCUUGUGCGAGAGGCAAGUACAAGAGUCUAAGAACAUCCUCAUUUUACAGAAAACUGACAUAUCUACACAACUGUAACAUCAUUAUAACUUACUUGACUUUUGUGUCACUGUUUUUGUAGGUGAGUGCAGAAUUUAAGAGAAUCACAACAGUUCCUUUGGUGCCAAAGUUCUUCUCUGCGCUGGAUAAUCACUCGGCAAACCUGAUGAAGGCCUUUUCCAAGAAAGGUGGAGAACAAGGGAGAAAAAUCAGGACCAUCAUAGCAGCUAUAACCAAGGCUGACAAUAUCCAGGUUAAAAGAGAGUGCAUCCUCAAAGCUCUUUGCGUCUACCUAAAUGAAGAUCCAGAGAAGCUUGUCAAGGAAUACUUGGAUACUGAAGACUUCCAAAUGGCCUCUGCGGAGACUGUCAUUGGAAUCUCUGUUAUUCUACACGAAGGUGCAGAGCCCGGUGACAAUGUGGAGAAUGUUAGCAUCGUUUUGGAAGGGAUUGAAGUGAUGAGUGAGUUGGACAAUGUACCUUUUGCUGUGGCAAUGCUUCUUGGCCUUGUAUAUGCAAUGAACCUCAACUACCCCCAGGAGCUGAAAUACACCUUUGAGGUUUUUCAGAAAAUCUUUCUGGAAUUGGAUGGACAUAAACUAUCUAACAAAGCACAAGUCCUCAAAACAUUGCUUUCCCGUUGAAGAACCUUGUCUUAUAAAAGCUGCCUCGUUGCGUUGUCUUUGUUAGAUGGGGACUUUUUGAUUUUUGUUUAAAAAAACAAAUAUUUUGUAGCUUAGCAGUGCUCUUAUUUUGUAUUAAUGUUUUGAGACCAAUUCAUUUUUUAAUUUAAUAUUAUUCAAGUCUGAAAAUACUUGGAAAUAACAUUAUUUUUGGUCAUAAAUUUUAAAGGAAUCCUAUGUUGGUAUUUUGCUCUGCUGGUGUUUAAUCUCCUAGUAAUGGAAGUUAAAUUGUAUACUUGUUUUGUGUUAAACUUUUGUCAUGCCAACCAGGCAGUAGACUUUGUAGUUGUCAUUUACAAGUUGUCUGUUACUUUAGAGUAUUUUUCAAAAUGUUCGGUCUGACUGAAGUAAAUCUUUGCAUUGAACUCUGAACUAUGUAAAAUUUCAUAUAGAAGAGGAAUGUGAAGCAUAUUUUCAUUGGGAUUGUGAAAACUCUCCCUCAGUUUUUGGUUCUCAAUUAUUAAUGUUUUGUAAUACUGGUAAA
Molecule: messenger RNA, 5212 nt
Organism: Oryzias latipes (Japanese medaka)
Lineage: Eukaryota; Metazoa; Chordata; Actinopteri; Beloniformes; Adrianichthyidae
Source: RefSeq, a predicted model, not a curated record